This is a messenger RNA of Hippocampus comes (tiger tail seahorse), 2843 nucleotides long. Its product is annotated as ectonucleotide pyrophosphatase/phosphodiesterase family member 2-like. Bases 140 to 2713 code for a protein of 857 amino acids. Gene Ontology annotation, biological process: immune response; phosphatidylcholine catabolic process. NCBI's taxonomy places the organism in Eukaryota, Metazoa, Chordata, Actinopteri, Syngnathiformes, Syngnathidae. The record is from RefSeq and is a predicted model, not a curated record. The transcript is spliced from 25 exons. Gene Ontology annotation, molecular function: alkylglycerophosphoethanolamine phosphodiesterase activity; phosphatidylcholine lysophospholipase A1 activity; phosphodiesterase I activity.
GGGGCAGGAGGACGAGAGAGAGAGAAAAAGUGCGAAACAGAGCGCGAGCGGUCGCGCAUCGAUCUGCACAGGCGCAUCGAGUUCUCCUGGCGGACGUUGGACACUUUUCACUUUUCACUUUGUUGUCUGGCUGACCAACAUGCUCGUCAACUAUUUGCUGCUGCUGGCGUUGAGCGGGUGGCGCUGUGACAUCACGGCGGCGUACGUCUUUCAGGCCAGCCGACCGGCUGAGGGCGGAGACGCCCCGCCCGCGCACACCAAAGUGGUGUCCGAGUGGGUGAGCUCGUCAGGCUCGUGCAAAGGUCGCUGCUUCGAGCUGGAGGAAGCCGAGCCGCCGGGGUGCCGUUGCGACAACUUGUGUAAAACCUACUACAGCUGCUGCUCCGACUUUGACCAGCACUGCCUCAAAACAGCGGGGCGCUUCGAGUGCCGUCCGGAGCGUUGCGGUGAGGAGAGGAAAGACGAGCACGCCUGCCACUGCACCGACGACUGCCUGGAGAAAGGAGACUGCUGCUCCAACUACAAGGCGGUCUGCAAAGGCGAGGCGUCAUGGCUCCAAGGAGACUGCGAGGAGAUCGUCAGUGCCGAGUGUCCCGCCGGUUUCGUCCGACCGCCGCUCAUCAUGCUGUCCGUGGACGGCUUCCGAGCGUCGUACCUGAAGAAAGGCGUGUCUGUCAUGCCCAACAUCCAGAAACUCAGAUCAUGCGGGACGACUGCUCCGUACAUGCGGCCCGUCUACCCGACCAAGACCUUCCCGAACUUGUACACGUUGGCCACGGGCCUCUACCCGGAAUCCCACGGGAUCGUGGGUAACACCAUGCACGACCCGGUGUUCAACGCCACCUUCAAUCUGCGGUCCCGAGAAAAGCUAAACCAUCGAUGGUGGGGCGGGCAGCCGAUCUGGAUCACAGCAAAGGAACAAGGCGUCAAAGCCGGAACCUUCUUCUGGCCCUGGGUCAUCGAACUGGAGAGACGCAUCCUCACUAUCCUGCAGUGGCUGAAACUGCCUGACCAACACAGGCCUUACGUGUACGCGGUGCACUCGGAGCAGCCCGACACCUUCGGACAUCGCUGGGGCCCGCUGAGCAACGAGCUGGACAACACGCUGCGGCAGAUCGACGGCGUGAUCGGUCAGCUGAUGAACGGCCUGAAGCAGAUGAACCUCCAUCGCUGCGUCAACGUCAUCGUCGUGGGCGACCACGGGAUGGAGGAGGCGCACUGCGACCGCACCGAGUUCCUCAGCAGCUACCCGCUCAACAUCGAUGACAUCACGCUCAUCCCGGGCUCGCUGGGCAGGAUCCGGCCUCGGGACCCCAAGUCCGGCAACUACGACCCCUGGCAGGUGGUCGCCAACCUGACGUGCAAGAUGGCGACGCAGCACUUCACGCCGUACCUCAAGCAACAUCUGCCCAAGAGGCUCCAUUACGCCAACAACCGCCGCAUCGAGGACGUGCACCUGCUCAUGGAGAGGAAGUGGCACGUUGCCAGGAAAAUGCCAGAAAAGAUGCGUCCGCGCUGCGGUUUCUUCGGUGACCACGGCUUUGACAACAAGAUCACCAGCAUGCGGACCAUCUUCAUGGGACACGGGCCCAGCUUCCGGUUCCGCACCCAAGUGCCCGAGUUUGACAACAUCGAGCUGUACAACGUCAUGUGCGACCUUCUCGGGCUGAAGCCGGCGCCAAACAACGGGACGCACGGGAGCCUGAACGCCAUGUUGAAGUCGCCGCCUUUCCAGCCGCGAAUGCCGGAGGAAGUGUCGCCGCCGGCACGGGACGAGGAGCCGGCAGACGUGCCGGCGGUCGCCUUUGACCUCGGCUGCAGCUGUGAUGACGAGAACAAAGUGGAGCCGAACGUGGAGGCUUUUGGCCCCGCCCAAGACGGCUUCUACGACUACAACGUGACCCAGCUCCCUUUCGGCCGCCCCGCCGUCAUGUUUGACGCUCGUUACGCUUUGCUGCGCCACUCCGACUUCAUCAGCGCGUACAGCCGCCAGCUCACCAUGCCGCUGUGGACGUCCUUCACGCUGACGCCGCAGGACGAUACGGUUCCUCUUGCGGAAGGCUCCGCCGGCAGCCCGUGCCUGCGGAGAGACCAGCGAGUGUCAGCCGAGCACGCCGCCAGCUGCGGCGCCUACGAGCAGAACCGCCUCCUCGGCUACGGCUUCCUCUUCCCACCCGAUUUGGCGUCGUCACCCGAGUCCAAAUAUGAGGCCUUCCUCAUCACCAACACGGCGCCUAUGUUUCCCGCCUUCACCAGAGUGUGGCGCUACCUGCAGGGGGCGUUGCUUCGGCGCUACGCACAAGAGAACCGUGGCAUCAAUGUGCUGGCGGGACCCGUCUUUGACUACAACUACGAUGGGCGCCGCGAUACCCUGGAGGAGAUUCAAGAGUGGUCUCCCGGCACGCCGCCCGUGCCCACCCACUACUUCACCGUGGUGACCGCCUGCCGCCGAGCCAACCAAACGCUGGACGAGUGCGACGGCGAUCUGCGCGUCUUCGCCUUCCUGAUUCCUCACCGCGACAACAACAGCGAGACCUGCAAGAGCGGAGACAGCGAGCGGCUUUGGGUGGAGGAGCUGCUGCAUCUUCAUACGGCCAGGGUCCGAGACGUGGAGAUACUCACCGGGCUGGACCUCUACCGGGCCAACAACCAGAGCUACGGCGCCGUCCUGAGCCUCAAGACGUACCUGCACACCUUUGAGACGGACGACUGACGCCGAAGCGUCCGGAAGCGUAGGCCCGGCUGACACCAAACCUCCCGGCACCCAAACGAGACAGACAGAAGACACCCGACCGACCGACCGACACCCGACACCCGACAGACGCGACGCAACCAACCGGCGG